GCGUUUUCUUCACCUCAGUGAACGCAAACCUCAGUCAGACCUACACAUGCAAGGGGUGUCAGUCGUGUCGUUGGACUUUUAUAAGUUUACACAAUAUUGUUUUGUUCUAUUUGAUCAUUUUCAAUGUUUCUUCUUCUGGAACAUAUAUUUAUAAACAUUUUGAGGCGGGAAGGCGUCCCACUUUACCCGUAUGCCCGCGGAGAGCGAUGAUGGGACAGUUGUGCUGGAUGAAUGGUCAAUGACAGGAUGGAUAUCACUGGGAUUCUCUCUAUCGCUUUUAUAUUUCGCUUCUCUUUUGGUGUCUACGGCGAGGCAAGACAGAGUGCUGUGUACCUAAAUACCUUGCAGAGCUCAGGACCUCUGUCCUGCUCUGAGGGCUUCACUGAGCUGGGUUAUUACAAUGGAUCUGUGUCUCAGACAGACUCUGGCUCUUCCUGUCUAAAAUGGACUGACUUUCCCGACUACAUGCUGCAGUACCCUGAUCGUGGGCUGGGUGACCACAACCACUGUAGAAAUCCUGACCGUGCAUCCAACCCCUGGUGCUUUUUCAGACAGAAGUCAGGAGCAAUCGGAUGGGCCUACUGCGACUGCCACCAGGGUGAGGCUCGGUUGGUGGGGGCUUCGUCUAAUAAAAGUGGUCGUCUUGAGGUUUACCUGAAUGGCCGUUGGGGAGCAGUGUGUGACAUUCACCUGACUGAUCGAGAUGCCAGUGUGAUCUGUAGACAACUGAGGCUCGGAGAAAUCGGCACUGCGCUUCGGCACUCUUACUUUGGACCUGGAUCUGGUCUCUUCCACUUUGAACGUCUUGGCUGCCAUGGCAAUGAAGAUUCUCUGCUGAAGUGCCGGAGCCGGAAAUAUGUCUCCGGCGACUGUAACCAUGGCAAUGAGGCUGGAGUGGUGUGUGCUGUUCCAGAGGGUAAUGGUGCCCCCCUGAGGCUCGUGGGAGGCCUUGAGGAUUUCGAGGGGCGUGUGGAGGUGUACCAUAAUGGGAAGUGGGGUACUAUUUGUGAUGACCAAUGGGAUGAUAUUGAUGCUGAAGUGGUUUGCAGACAGUUGGGGUUGGGUGGUGUACCAAAGGCGUGGACAUGGGCACACUUUGGGCAGGGCACUGGGCCUAUCGUCCUGGAUGGCGUGCACUGCACAGGAAAUGAACUGUCUCUUGAGGAAUGUCCUCAUGCGCCCUGGGGACGGCACAACUGUGACCACAUGGAGGACGCUGGAGUGUCUUGUAACCCAUUUACAGAUGGAGUGUUGCGUCUAGUAGGAGCUGAUAGCCCAUGGGAAGGACGCCUUGAGGUUUAUUACGCUGGAGAAUGGGGCACCGUAUGUGAUGACAACUGGACUGGACGUCACGCCCAGGUGGUAUGUCGACAGCUGGGUUAUCGAGGGCGUGCUGAGGUGGCUCCAGAUGGGAUGUAUGGGGAGGGUACAGGGUUGAUCUUGCUGGAUGAGGUGAAAUGUGAAGGGGGCGAGAGCUCUCUGCUGGACUGUGCUCAUAGUCAGUGGGGGCGGCACGACUGCUCCCACAAUGAAGAUGUGGGCAUACGCUGUGAAAGAGAAGCACAUAACAAUGAAAUUCCUGAGGUGGCUCCAGCCACAGGUCCCCUGGUGAGGCUGGUGGAUGGUGAGAGCCGUAAGGAGGGACGCGUAGAGGUGUUUAUUAAUGGCGAGUGGGGCAGCGUGUGUGAUGACGGUUGGAAUGACAUCAAUGCUGGAGUGGUCUGCAGACAGCUAGGAUUCAUUGGGGUCUCGAAGGCCCGCUCCAUGGCUUAUUUCGGCGAGGGCCAGGGACCGAUCCAUCUGGAUAACGUGAAGUGCGUUGGAACGGAGUCUUCGUUGGGUGAAUGUUCAGCUGUAGGCUCGGACUCCCAUGAUUGCAGAAACAGUGAGGACGCAGGGGUCAUCUGUGAUUACACCACUGAACCUGUAAAGUACAGCGGCAUGAGCAAACAGGAAUGUGGUUUGAGACCCAACACACAGAGGCGCAGGAGAAGGAUCAUUGGAGGAGAUAAAUCUCUACGUGGGGACUGGCCGUGGCAAGUAUCUUUGUGGCUGAGGUCUCAAUCGAAAGGCACACAUCCACUUUGUGGGGCGACUCUCAUCAAUUCCUGUUGGGUCAUUACUGCAGCUCAUUGCUUCAAGAGAUUUGGUUCUGACCCUUCCCGUUACGUGCUGCGGCUCGGCGACUACCACACAGAGGAGAGGGACGACUUUGAGCGCACUCUCUCUCCUGAGCGCAUCGUGAUCCAUAGGAAGUAUAACAGCCAGGGCUGGGAGUAUGAUAUUGCCUUACUGAAGUUGAAGGGGACAGAUGGGAAAUGUGUGGCCUUUAACCCACACACUAAUGCAGUUUGCCUUCCGGCUCACAGCAACAAGAGCGGCAAGAGGCCCAUCGCCUGUGUUAUUACCGGCUGGGGAAUUACAGACUCGGAGUAUUCCCGAACACUACUGCAAGCCUGGGUUCCAUUACUGCCCUCUUUGAAGUGUAAAAAACGCUACGGCAGUCGCUUCACCAGCCGCAUGUUGUGUGCCGGGAGCUUGUCGAACCAUCGGCGUGUGGACAGUUGUCAGGGUGACAGUGGGGGUCCCCUGGUGUGCCAGGGCGAUGGUGGGCACUGGAUGCUCACAGGAAUCAUCUCCUGGGGUCAUGGUUGUGGCGACCCCACCUAUCCUGGUGUAUACACACGGGUCGGCCGGUUCCUGAAGUGGAUUGAGAAAGUCACCCACAGCCCUUCCAAAGCUUGAUGUUACAGUGUUGACUUUAAAGCCACUUAUUGCAUUGUAUAAAUAUAUAGGCUAUUAUGUAUGAAGGGAUCACCAGCUGGCCAUUAGGUUUAAAGCAGGUUUUGAUUCCAUUUUUUGCAUUGCACAUCUUACCACAUACCAUUUCAGUUCCAUUUCUGUAGACUUGAAACGUUCGUGAACAUGCACAAAAACGUAAAGCCACAAAUGUAUGUUUUUGAGGGACAGCUGCAUUCAUUGAGUGGAGUUUUCCAGGACCGAAAGGUCUUUGACAGAUAAGCCUUUGUAAAUAUGUCAUUUUGCACUAAUCUGCAUGCCAACAAAGUGGAGCAUCUGUGGGAGGUCUGUGUUCUAGUCUGGCUUGCCUGGAUUCUUAAAUCAGUUCACAUAUUGCACUUAAACAUAUUUUGUUGAGCUGGAGUUCAUUAAGGUAAGGAGCAGCAUGCAUAUAUAUGUAAAGAUUUAUCAACAUUCCACAUGUAUGUUGGUUAUUUGUACUCUUGUUGAAGGUAUGUAGGGUACGACUAUCGUUAUCGAGCUUACAAUUUAGAGUUUUUCAGGUGGGAUGCAAAAAAACAGUGUCAGUUUAUUUAUAGAUAUAAAAAAUUUUUAAAGCCCCCACUGAAGAGAUCAGUGAAAUUAAGCAUUGGACUGUUAAUCGGCUGGAUGACUUGGGGACAUGGUGAUUAACAAAAUAUGAGAUUAUAUAUAGCUAAAACUAUAUAAGUGCUUUUGCGUUCACUUGAAAAAACUUUUGCAUUUGUACAAAACAGAUGCUACAAUGAUGUGGGUGGAAAACGUACCCAGAUACCCAGACCCAACAUAACCUCGGUUCUCUCUAGAGAGGGAAAGAGUAUCGUGUAAAUUUAGAUUACGCAAUGAGAAAAGUAAUCUUUUCUCGAGAUAUUGAAGCCAAAAAUUAUUCUUAAUUUUGUAUUCUUUGUCAACGCAGUGCAGCAGCUAGCAGACCUAGAGCAGGCUGUCUAGCACACUCAUUGGUUGCCCUGCGGCAAUUGCAGCGGCAUACCACUGAGCCUGGCCACGCCCAAUGGUGGCGCCUCACCCCCACUACGUCACAGCCCGCUCAAGUGGUUAUGGCUUAGCGUACAAAAUUAUGGCUCGGAGGCUACUAAACUGUCCUAAAACUGUCUUUUUUUUCAUAUUUAUUUCACAUAUGGUCAGAAUCUGCUGCUGAAAAGUAAAUUAUGUCAUCUGUUAUCAUUUUUUGUCAGUCAUUAAAUUGCAUGGAAGUUGUGUUAAAGGGGCUUGAGUGAUGUUGUUACAUUUACUUCCUGCAGUGUUCAGGUUUUUGUACAUAAGUUUUGUACAUUUUAUUUACAUAAGAAGAUAUAAGUGUAUAAAUUCAUUCUUUCUCAAGAAUUGCUGAAAUUAUUGAUUAGUCAAGCUUACUGGAAAGGCAUACCUAAAGUACAAUUCCAUCUCUGUUCAAAUUAUUUACAUGUUUUGGUUCUUGAUACUUUAUGAACAGUAUGUUUUUCAUCAAUCCCAAACAGGAACUUUGAUGUAAUUAUGUAAAUAUUUAUAGGUGGUUAGUAUGCCAAAUUUAGCCUAGUUUAAACCAGUUUAGAAAAACUGUGAAUAUUCAAAUGAUUAGACACCAAAUGUACCAAACAUAAUGUGGAAACAAUGGGUUAAAAAGAUUUAAAUGCAUGUCCUUGUCUGCACUUUAAUUUUUUGAUGAUGGGAAAGCAAAAACAAGCUAAUCAAAAUGCAUAGUGUAAUGUUAAGGCAUCAUGAUAUUAAUCAUUUAUCUUAAAUUGUGUUUAUAUUAAAUGUUUAAAAUGUACAUUGAAUGCAUUAAAAUUGGAACAGGUAGAUUAAAAAAUAAACAUAUUCUAAUUCCACUUCCUGCCGGCUUGGUCCUACACCUAAUUUUUUUUCUUAAGAUGUGGUGAGUCCUCGGGGUUGCACCCUUCACAACACAUAUGAUAAACUGUAGUUUGGCUUCCGCCAUUGUCCCAGCAGAAUUAAAAAAUGGCUGUGGUGACCCCCAUUCUUAAAAAAAUACGCCUUGACCAUCUAAACAUGGGUCAAUAUCUAUUUUAACAUUCUUAAGCAAAAUCUUUGAAAAGGUUGUGGCUUUGCAAUUGCGAUCAUAUGUUAAUGGUCUUUUUUAACCUUUUCAAUCAGGAUUUUGCCCAUCUCAUAGCACUGAAACUGCUCUUCUGGUUCCGCUCUUUCCUGGCUCAUUCCUUACAUCAGUGAUAGAAAUUAAUAUAUCACCAUACAAGGGUAUAAAUCUGCCACUGCUUUGCUUACACAGGGUGUUCCUCAAGGUUCAGUUCUUGGCCCACUGUUGUUCAUCAUCUAUAUCCACUUGGUGACAUCAUUCGUAGGCAUGAAUUUCAAAUUCAUUGCUAUGACAUUCAAAUUUAUCUCACCACCAGACCAUCCCUGCCUGACUCACUCACUGCAUGUAUCAGUGACAUCAAGCAUUGGAUGUACCUGAAUUUCCUCAAAUUAAAUAAUAAUAAUAAAAAACAGUCAAAAGAAUGGACCUGUCCUUUGAUAUUGAUGGAGUUCAUGUUAAGCCUUCGUCAUCUAUUAGUAACCUUGGUGUCUUAAUCGACUCAACUCUAUAUUUUGGCUCUCAUAUUUCUUCUCUUGUUAAAAACAUUUUUCCAUCUUUGUAAUAUUGCACAUAUCUUCGAUCUUCUCUCACUUUAGAGGAUGCUGAAACCUUAAUUCAUGCAUUAAUCACAUCAUGUCUGGAUUAUUGCUAUGCUCUAUUUCUUGGUCUGCCCAGAAAACGCAUUGCAAAAUUACAAUAUGUUCAAAACUCAGCAGGAAGAGUUCUCACCUCCACCAGGCAUUCUGCUCAAAUUACUCCUCUGCUUCAUGACCUUUACUGGCUACCCGUGGCAUCACGUAUUCACUUUAAGGUAUUACUUCUAACGUUUGAGGGAUUAAAUGGUCUUGCACCUCCAUAUCUGUCUGAUCUUCUUUACUCUUACCACCCUGCCCUGUCCCUUGAUCAGCUGAACUUGGUUUAUAGUUCAUUCCUCAUUUCCGGUUGUCUGUAGGUGGAAGGUCAUUUAGUGUUAAUGCUUCUAAAUGAUGGAAAUCACUACCCUCACACUUCGAAAUAUGUCAUCUGUGGCUACAUUCAAGACUGAGCUAAAACAUCUAUUUAACAUGUAUUUUGGAUAAUGUGACUAUAUGUGUCCUUAUUGUAAUGUGUGUGCGGGUGUGUAAAUGUAUUGUAAUGUACAAUGUAAAGCGACCUUGAGCUACGGAAAGGAGCUAUAUUAAUAAAACGUCUUUUUCUUCUUCUUCUA
This is a messenger RNA of Pimephales promelas (fathead minnow), 6041 nucleotides long. Its product is annotated as neurotrypsin. The record is from RefSeq and is a predicted model, not a curated record. Gene Ontology annotation, biological process: proteolysis. Gene Ontology annotation, cellular component: membrane. Gene Ontology annotation, molecular function: serine-type endopeptidase activity. Lineage: Eukaryota; Metazoa; Chordata; Actinopteri; Cypriniformes; Leuciscidae.